Messenger RNA from Erythranthe guttata (spotted monkey flower), 5393 nucleotides. RefSeq names its product protein TIME FOR COFFEE. Lineage: Eukaryota; Viridiplantae; Streptophyta; Magnoliopsida; Lamiales; Phrymaceae. The record is from RefSeq and is a predicted model, not a curated record. Gene Ontology annotation, biological process: regulation of circadian rhythm. Gene Ontology annotation, cellular component: nucleus.
UACUGCCAUGUAGGCAAAUUAGGAUUUCUGGCCGUUGGAUGAAUUGGAAAUCGUAGGGCUGAGAUUGAUUUGGUGACGAAGCAAAUGCAUCUGAGGUUUCCACGAGGGGCUUUUGUAGACGUGAAAUAGCCCCAACAGAUGAUGAGAUUUGAGGGAAAAAGGGUUCAGUUUUAGAGAGAGAAAGUGAGAAGAGAGAUAGAGAGGAGAGAGAAAGCAAACAACAGCUACAGAAGCUGAAAGAGAAAAGAUACACAGAGUGGGGGGAUUUGCACCUCAGUCGGAAGAAAACAUCAUUCAAUAAAAUUUGCUGUUUUACACACCGGAGUUGCAGUGAAUUUUUUUUUUUCAAUUUGAUUUCUGUGUGAAUUAUGCAGUAAUUGGCCGCUGAUGAGAUAUAGGAUUGAUUAUAUUCAUCUGGUUCAAGCUCGGAUUCCGAUUAGAAAGCGUGGAAAAUUCAUCAAUGGAGAGAAACAGAGAAGCCAGAAGAGCUAGUAUUGUUGGCUCUAAUGGCUUCAACAGAAGGAGGCAUCGAACAAACAGUCUCCGAGACUCUCCGGAUGAAGACGGAGGAGUGGAGUUGCAGGAAUCUGUAAGGUUAAGGGAGAGAGUGAAGAAGGAUCGAGAUCGAGAGAGGGAGAGAGAAAGAGAUUUAAGAGAGCGGUCAAGUAGGAGUAGUAAGAGGAGAAGAGCUGAUAGAUUGAUGAACAGAGAGAAUAUCGGAGGAGAUUAUACUUCGGAAGAGAGUGUCGACGAUGACGACGACGAAGAUGAAGAACUCGCCGCCGCCACCACCACCGUCGCCGCCGCUGCCGCCACCGCCAGCAGAUUGUUGCAUCCGGUGGGGGGUUCCGUUUCCAACCACCACCAGCACCACCACCGCAACAGCCAUAUCAGUAGUUUUGGUCAACAGCCAAAUAGUAAUACCACUAAUAUUAUUGGUAGUAAUCACCAUCUUCAACCAAGGAAAAGCUUCCCUCCUGGUCCACCUCCUCCUCCUUCUUCUAAGGUUUUCAGAGCAACCCCUAUCUGGACACCAGGCGACGAGAUUAUCAGUGUUUCUGUUCCUAGAAAAGCCCGCUCUGCAAGUACAAAGAGGUCGCAUGAUUGGAUGUCUAGCAGCAGUAAUAUCAACGGCGGCGGCGGUGGUGGUGGAGCUGCUGGAGGAGAGCAGAUUUUCCGUCAAGCAUCAAGUUCUCCGGUGAGACAAGGCCUCGUUUCAACAGCGACCCCACCGCAGGCCGCCCCAAUGUCUCCGUCGUCUUCAAAUGCUGUGUUCAGAAAGAAACUUAAGCACUGUGGAAACAACGGCGGACAUAAACUAAAGCCACCGAAAUCAUCAUCGAAGCAGCAGAGUUCUUCGAAUCCUGAAGAGCUAGAGAUCGAAAUUGCUGAGGUGUUAUAUGGUUUGAUGACGCAGUCACAGGGUCCUUCUUCAAAGAACGAGGAUUCGAGAGAAAUUAAUAGAUCCAGCAGUGAUGCUCCGAUCUCAAAUUCUCCUUCGGCGAAUAAUCAGAUUUUGGAACCUAAUUCUAGCCCCCUUCAAUCUGUCGCUCCAAAGAGAAAGAAGCUGAGACAAGUACCGGAGAAUUCGAGCUAUGGUCCUCGGAGCAGCCCAAUUUCCGCCAAACUAGAGAUGGAUCAGACGGCAAAGAGUGAGAUUUCAUUUCCCAAAUUGGAGAAAAUCUCCGGAUCUAAAAUUGAAAACGGGUCUGUAGUCGAGGGCUGUUCGGGCAAUUCACUGGGGAAGCCGGUGCAGCCAACUGAGCCGACAGAAUCAGAUUCCAUGAAAAUUGAUUCAGAGUUCAAGCCUGUGGCUGAAGAAUUGAGGGAAAGCAGAAAUUUGGUUGCAAAGGAAGAUGUGAGCUCACCAAGUAAGAAAGAAUCUCCUAUAGUGAGAUAUGAAGAUAGUAUCUGCAUGGAAUCGGCGUUGAUUGCGACAGCUUCAGUUGCUGCUACAAUGAUUAAACAGAACCCGAUGGUUUCUAAUGUUGAAACUCAGAGGGAAAAUAAGUUCGAGAUCGAUCUGAUGGCUCCGCCUCAACAAACAAGAUCAUCUCCAGAAAGGGUAGCCAAGAUUCGUUCUAGGGCUGCAGCUGUGGACCAGAAGCCGGUUCUAUCUACUGUUGAUGCAGAGUUGAAACCGGUGGUUCCGAAAGAUAAAGAAGACGAGAAGGAGAAGAGUGCAAAAGAGCACUCGGCAAAUGUGGCAGCUGUAGUAGAAAGGAAAGGUGAAGAAGCGACUGAAUCGAAGAAGGAAAUUGGCCUACAGUUCGAUUUGGAAAAGCCUGAAAGAAUUUUGGACGCAGCUGUAGUUAAUGGAACUGCAAACAAGUUGCAACAGCAGACUAAAAAAGAACAACAGCAUGAAGUUCCACUACUAAAGGCAAACAAAGAAGAGCCACUCGAUGAGAAAUCUUGUCAACCAAAGAUUUCCUUGCCUUUGCCUAUGGUUAGUUGGCCUGGUGGACUUCCUCCCAUGGGAUACAUGGCAGCACCUUUGCAAGGAGUUGUCUCUAUGGAUGGCAGCAGUAUGGCACCAGCACCUAUCCCAUCAGUAUUUUCUCAACCCCGGUCGAAAAGGUGUGCUACACAUUGUUACAUUGCUAGGAACAUACACUGCCUUCAGCAAAUCAUGAAAAUAAACCCCUUUUGGCAAGCAACUGCUGGCUCUGCAUCGUCUUUGUUCGGCCCAAAACCUCCCAUUCUUAAUGUGGCUCCGUCAGAUUCGCACGAAAAUGCGGCUGUUAGAGGUUCUAAUACUCCACAAGAUAAGGGACAACACACUGUUUCCAACAGUCCUAAUCAUGCAGUGAAGGACAGCAAAGCUUCUCAAACUGCUGUUAUUUCCGAUUCUGCAAAACGAAAUCAGCACAUUCUGAUGCAGCAACAAUUGCCCCCUGUAGCACCUAGUAAUCUAAUGGGGCCUACUUUCAUCUUUCCUUUGAACCAUCAACAAGCAGCAAUGGCUGCUGCUUCUGCUCGGCUUAGUUCUGCCGCUUCAUCAAACAUCGCCACCUCUGCCGGUGCAAGUGCUUCAGCGGCGGCGGCGGCAGCCACUGCUAUGAGCUUCAAUGGGUACCCUACUAUGGCUGCCAAUGAAACACAGUACUUGGCCAUUCUGCAGAACAACAAUGGCUACCCUUUCCCUAUGCCACCGAAUUACAGGGGAACCCAACCAACUGCUCAAGGAGCUAUGCCUUUGUUCAACGGUUCCUUCUAUCCUUCCCAAAUGAUUCAUCCAUCUCAACUUCAUCAUCCCCAGCAAAAUGCAAGUGGCGGCGUAAAUGGUGGACCCCAAAAACAAAAAUCUCAUCCACCUCAGCAAUUACAACAUCCAUCACGAUCGAGGCAAUCUGAAAGUGAAGUCGGAUGUGAAGAUUCUACUACUCAGCCGACGGCAUCUGAUAGCAGCAGGGGGGCCAGGGCCCCCAUGAAUAUCUAUGGCCAGAAUUUCGUGAUGCCUAUGAUGAAUCCGCAGAAUUUUGCCUUGAUGAAUCCACAAGCUGCUUUUGCUAAUGCUUCUUCGUCUUCUCCUGGCAAUGAGAAGAAGUCUCAACAGCAGCAAAGCUUUGCAAUGUCGUUUGGUCCUAUUAACAGUACUGGCACAGGUCCAGCUAUGGAUAUGUCGUCAAUGGCUCAAAAUCACGCGAUCUUCCAGAGUUUUCCAGAAUCUACCAGGCAGAAUAUUCAGACAAUGUUUGCUGCCGCUGCUGCUCAGGCUGCACAGAAGAACAACUUCAGAAUGUCCGACGAUGAUAACAAAACUACUGAUGCUGAAAGAAAGAGUUCGGCCACCCCAAAGGCGGCUCAUAGUGGUGGAGGGCAAUCAAUUGCCUUCACUAGAUCAGACUUAGCCGAUUCGCCUGCUUCUUCUGUUCAGACCAACGGUGUAAUGGAAAGUUCUGGAAGAUCGAUAAACGGAACAUCUGGCCCUUCUCGAAGCUCUCGACCUGUUACACCCAAUGCGCAUCUUCAGCAGCAAAAUGGUGUUAAUCGGAGCAAGACUAAUCAAAUGUCAGAGCACUUGAAUUCAUCUUCUACAACGGCCCCUAAAUUUCCGAAUCCACUAUCUGGAUACCCACAAGACCUCGCCCAGAAAAUGAUGGGCAGCGGCCCAUCUGUAUCACCCUUGUGGAAAAAUUCGACAAGAACUACACCAACUUCCCAAGCCUCGUCAACAGCAGCAAACACAACUCUCAAGAACCUCCCUCGAACGACAACACAAAUGCACACUCAAAUAUCGUUUGGUGUAAAUCAGAAACCAGCAACGACUACUUCUUCGCAUGGGGGGCAAGCGCCUCCUCCUUGUAGCAACCAGUCUCCGUCGGCCUCUAUUAGUGCCAGCCCAAGAACUUCCUCUGCUUCCACCAACACCAAAAUGGGCCAUCAAACCCCAUCUUUGUCGAAAAACUCGCCUUCGAUCACCAACCAAAAGUCUCCAUCAAUUCUUGGAAACCCUUCAGUGCCACAUCAGCAACAGCAGCAACCACCAAAGACUAUGCAACAAGCACAAUUAUAUUUCACAAAUCCAUAUUCUCAAGCUCAAGUUCAAGCCCAAUCUACUCAUUCGACCGCUACGAAUUCCCACUCUUCUGGCCCGAGCGGAUUUUAUAUGCAGCGAAAAAGGCAAGAUAAUACGAGCACGAACGAUCCAGCGAAGGCGAUUGCUGCAGCAACUAGUAACGGGAAAGGUGGCGGUGGAUUGUUAUCUUCGCAGGGCAUUGUCCAAGCGGCUCAAUUUGCUGCACAGCCGGCUGGAACAACGACAACCCUCUUGCCUAAUGGUUUUACUUACGCACACCCCAUUCCAGCUGCUGUUCAGGUGAAACCUGCAGAGCAGAAACAAACCGCUGGAAAUGAUAAUGUACAUCCAUGGCAGCCUGAGAAGAAAUGAAGGACUACUCUGUCAAUACUUGACUUCCUUCGAAGAGGGAAAAAUCCUCCGACGAUGACACACACAGACGCACCGAAUGUGGGGAAUGAGAAACCCAAGUUUUGGAAGAAAGCACGAGGGCCGGGGUGAAGGGAGAAAGAUUGUGCCUUCAUCAGAUUUCACCAUCGAGAAGAAUUAGACAAGAUUCGAUCGGUGAAUCCCCCGUUAGCGAAGCGCGGCUAGCAAAGAGGAAGUUUAGAACUUAGACGAAAAAAGGGUGAAUGAAGAUUAGAGAUAUUGGGUUGUGUUUGUUUUGUUUCUUUCAUCUCUUGUAUCUUUCUUCUUGCCCCGGGAAAAAUUAGACUUCCCUGGAAAAAAAAAAAAAAAAAAAAAGAAAAGGCAUCACUUUCUGGACAUAUAUCUGUGUAGUAGAGAGGGUGUGUGUAUAAUGUAAAAGAGUAGAGCCCUCUUUAAAAGCUGGAUCUUUUAUCAUCAUUCUUUAAUUUUUUUUUUUUGGUUU